AUGGCUUCCCCCCGUACGCCAGUCAAAAGUGGAACAGAGCUACAGGUGGUGAUUGACAAGAUCAACGAGGAAUUCUCCCUGAGACUACCUAACCCACAUCUUUACUCGCCGUCGAAGAAGGAGGACAGGGACGAAGACCGUCUGGGAUGGCGUGGCUAUCUGGGUAUCAAGCGGCUUUACUUCAGCCGGAGUGUGAAUCUGCAGGAAGUACUGAAUAACUUUGAAGAUUGGGUUCUGUCCGAGUACAGGCCCGGGCCAUCGAGGGGGGAUUCUUCUGUUCUGCCGCGGGGGAUGCAGAUGCAACUAGCAGCCGGGGGUGGCGGUGGGGGGUGGCUUUCUGAAGCGGAUCGAGAAAGGCGGCUGGAGUAUUUGAUGAAGUUGAUUGAUGAUGAGAUAUACCUGCUCAACAAGGGUUCGUUCUCCCCGUACACAAAGGAAGCCAAUAUGGGCAUGCGGGGGCUGCCUGGUGGAUUAUCACGGCCGUUGAAAAGACGACUGUCAGAGGAAGACGAGGAUGAAUUUCACACUGCGCCUAACUCGCCUGUCAAGGAUGGUGAUGCCAUCGCUCACUCUCCUGCGUUGGAUUUAAACAACUUUGAAGACCCGCACCUCGAGCCUUCGGUGCAUAUGGCGAAGACGCCCAAGUUCGAAGAACGAAAGACACCGUCUAAGUUUCUGGAGAAACUCACAGCGCCGGAUAAGCUGCCGCGAUAUGAUGGUGUGCCUGGGGCGCAGAACGGGCCGGAAUUCAGUUUCUCGACGACGGCGUCUUCGCAUCUUUCUGAUUCGCGCGUUGGUGGGAUUGGGGCGUCGUUUACCUCGAAUGCGACUGAUAUUACGGAGCCGAUGAUUGAUGAUGAGUCGCUUUAUGAGGAUUCAGUUGUCGGGCAAAUGACAAAUCACGACGCGAAUAUGACAUUCGACACAUCACAAGCGACGGAGGAAUAUCUGUCUGAGCGUGCGCAGUAUUCCAUUGAAGGGAAGAUCAUCGAUGAGCUGCUUCAGAAUGGACCGUUUGCGAGCGAGCAGUCGUUUCCAGCCUCAGUGCCUUUGCGAUAUCGAUAUGAGCUGGAAAGAAUCGGUAGAGCGUGGAAUGUACCCUUCAAGCAGAUGUUGAAAGGCAACAACGUCUCCUUCAACUAUGGUGAUUUCUGGAAAUGGAUCGAGGGACAUAACCAGCGAGGCGAGAAUGUGCUUCCCGAGAAACCUACUCGCAGGGCCUUUGAUGCGGCCGUGGGAGACUUCAAGACGGAUAAACACUCCGAGGUGGUUGUGCUAACAGGAGACCUGGACUGGUGCGAUGAAUCCGAGCCGGGAAUCCUGAAACUAAAAUUGAACCCGCUAAAGACUGAAAAGACAUGUCGUUUUCACAGACGGUUCGGGUCGGAUAGGUUUCUGAGCCUGACGAUACCGGCACCCGCACAACCACCGCGACAUCUGCGAUUUACCUCCCAUCCGACAUUGUUGCGCGAAACCAUAGCCUUGUGGCUGACGCAAAAUGUGCAUCGGUGCUUGGGGAGGACGUGGAAGCCGUUUUACGUGGCACAGGUCAAGUCGAAACGCAAAAGCAAGGGUGUAGAACCCAGAUUCAAGGUGGAAUUUUUUGCCAUCGGCGGCAAGGAUUUUGAUCAGAUAUCAAUGGCACCGCCGGUAGCUCCGAGCAAGCAACCAAGUGACAGACACACGCCGAUGAGUUUGAAUGCGCUCAUAGAGUGGCAUAUGCCUACAGAUGCGAAUGUCGACGAGUCCAACUGCAAGCUCUUUCAGCGAAUCUCGUUGGGGCUUUCGAAAACGUUUGCUACGGUCUCUCUAAAGCCGAGACAGGUUCUCUCGUUGUCAGACGCGCGCGAGCCAGGUGGGAUGAAGAUGAAUGAUGGGUGUGCCCUGAUGUCACGGAGUCUAGCUAAAGAGAUCUGCGAUUCGCUGGGCAUCUCAGGCAACACGCCUAGUUGUUUCCAGGGAAGAAUAGCAGGAGCCAAAGGGUUAUGGAUGGUAGAUAAACACCAAACGCAUAUUUCUGCCGACGGCGACGAUAGGUGGAUCCAGAUUUCAGAUUCCCAGUUGAAGAUCAAGCCACAUCCGUGUGACUGGCGGGAGCCGGUUGACGAGGAGAAGCUCACAUUCGAAGUUGUGAUGUGGUCAAAGCCACCGCAUCCCGUCGACCUAAAUAUUCAACUUUUGGCGAUCCUGGAGCACGGUGGGCGCAUCAAGGAGUAUGUAGCGGAACUCACCCGGGCUGGGAUACAGGCGCUGUAUCAGGAUUUCGCCGAGGUGCUUCAGUCUAACAGCAACGUUCUUUGUCGGGGUCUUGUUCAGAAGAUUCGACCAGCGGCCGAUGAUGGCGGUAGGUUGAUGGCACACAAUGUCAGGCGACUGGAGCAGUGGACGGCGAAUGACACGGAGUGCAUCAUUCGACUGACAGAGGCUGGGUUUGCGCCGCAGAGCUUUUAUCCUCUUCGUAAAAGGCUCGGACGGUGUUUGAGGGACUUGCUGGAUCGAUCUGUAGACGAGCUCCAUAUCGAAGUGCCCCUGUCUACGUAUGCAUUCUGUAUCGCGGAUCCAUACGGGGUGUUAAAUGAGGAUGAAGUCCAUUUCGGGCUCUCCAAUAACUGGCGCGAUCCUAACGGCCAGUUCGAGGAUAACCUGUUAGACGGGAUGGAUGUCCUGGUUGGUCGUCUUCCCGCUCAUCUUCCAUCAGAUAUUCAGCGCAGAAGAGCAGUAUGGAAGCAAGAACUUCGUCAUUUCAAAGAUGUCAUCGUCUUCCCUACUCGAGGCAAAAUUGCCCUAGCUCAUAUGUUGUCUGGUGGUGACUACGACGGCGACACGCCGUGGAUUUGCUGGGACCAGAAUAUCGUCCAGAAUUUCUACGAUACCGACCUACCCACUGAGGAGUUUCCGGCGGAGCAUUUCGGUCUCACGAAGCAUAGUGUGCCUAUGCGGGAGAUUCAUAGCAUGGAUGAGUUUCUGCAGAGCGCGUUCACGUUUAAUAUGACACUCUCCAACCUGGGACGGUGUUCACUUGAGCACGAAAAGAUCUCCUACGACGAAUCGAUUAACUUGGACAAGGCGAAAGAGCUGGCGUGUCUGCUCAGUCACUUGGUUGAUGGUCGUAAGGGGGGUGUGCAUUUGUCUGAGCCAGCGUGGCAGCAGUACCGGAAACGCAUCAGUCCCUGGGCCCGCGACCUGCCGGCAUACCGCAAUCCUGAUCGUCGAUAUAAGAAGUCGAAUAUCAUCGACUAUCUGAAGUUCGAGGUAGCUCGGAAGGCGAAACACGCAGUCCUGGAACAGCUCGAGCAGUCAUUCCCCGAAAUGGAGAGUCAUGGCACCUGGGACGAGGAUCUUAUCCGGCCGUGGGAUGAAGCACACGAGAUUGCAGAAACUGAUAAGCCGAAUGGUCUAUACGCAGUUUUGGAAAACGUGUCUCGGGAUGUUAAAACCUUUCACGAUCGCUGGGUGACCUCUCUCUCUGGGGAGAAGGACUAUUCCCCUGUAGCUCGCGAUGCCGUAGAGCGAGUCAAGACCAUCUCGCCUCCAUCGGGGGAUCAUCCCCUGAUUCAUACAUGGCAGAACAGCCAACAUGAGUGGCUUCGGCUGUUGGCUUCGUGUACGUACAAGAGAUACUCACAUUCUAGUUUUGCGAUACAUGCAUUUGGGGAGACGCUGUGUCAAAUUAAGGCGGCUACAUUGCCUAACCGGAUUAUUGCGAAUGAGAUCGUGGCAUGUUAUCGGGUCAAUCAAAAGGUGGUGUCCCAAUUGACAGCCAAGGAGGUACCAGAGGAGGAUGAAGGAGAGGGAGAUGAGUACGAGGGCCAAGAGGCGGUUGAAGCUAUGAUGCAAGGGAUUCAAAUGCCGGGAGGAUAUUAUGAUCUUGACGAUGGGAUAUCUGUAGAGUGA
This is a messenger RNA of Aspergillus wentii DTO 134E9, 3894 nucleotides long. RefSeq names its product RNA dependent RNA polymerase. Gene Ontology annotation, molecular function: RNA-directed RNA polymerase activity. NCBI's taxonomy places the organism in Eukaryota, Fungi, Ascomycota, Eurotiomycetes, Eurotiales, Aspergillaceae. The coding region runs from base 1 to 3894 and encodes 1297 amino acids. Gene Ontology annotation, cellular component: nuclear RNA-directed RNA polymerase complex. The transcript has a single exon. Gene Ontology annotation, biological process: siRNA processing. The record is from RefSeq and is a predicted model, not a curated record.